This is a messenger RNA of Mucor velutinosus, 2628 nucleotides long. RefSeq names its product palmitoyltransferase swf1 (gene SWF1). Lineage: Eukaryota; Fungi; Mucoromycota; Mucoromycetes; Mucorales; Mucoraceae. Gene Ontology annotation, biological process: potassium ion import across plasma membrane; intracellular potassium ion homeostasis. Gene Ontology annotation, cellular component: plasma membrane. Bases 1 to 2628 code for a protein of 875 amino acids. The record is from RefSeq and is a predicted model, not a curated record. Gene Ontology annotation, molecular function: high-affinity potassium ion transmembrane transporter activity. The transcript has 3 exons.
AUGCUACCAAAUUUAAGGAAUAUUGGGGGCUACAUGAAACGAUUUUAUCACACCAAGAUCCAUUUCCUGCAGCUCCACUAUCUGUAUAUCUUACUGCUCUCAUUUUUAGGUUCAACAUUUUUCUAUUUUCAGCCUGGUACGACAUUCGCCUACAUCGACGCACUGUUCAUGUCAACCAGCGCAGUGACAAACACAGGUCUCAACACCAUCAACAUGUCCUUCUUGUCCACAUGGCAGACGCUGGUUAUUUACUUUGGCUCCUUUUUUGGAUCGCACGUUAUGAUUUCCAUCAUCAUUGUCUAUGUGCGACGCCAUUACUUUUCAAAGCGAUUCGAGGACAUUUUGAUCUUCAACAAGGCCCAACGCUUGAGAGAGGCCAAUCGCAGAAGGUUUGAAAAGAACAUUAGCGAAAUGGAGAAGCAGCGCAGAAAGAGCACAGGCGAAAGCGUCAAAGGAAGCAAGCCAUUGCGGCGCAGAUUGUCAUUCAUCUCUGUGAGAUCAAGCACCAAAGACAACGACACACUGCCUCAGCCUGUAACAACCACAAGAAAGAAGAGCCGUUUCAGUGCACCACGGCCGCUGUCAACAGGUCUCAGCCAUUUCGACCUCAUGGCUCACUUCAAAAAGAAGCACAGUCAAAGCAUUGGCACUGAUCAGCCUAUGCAGAAUUUGAAUGAUAGUGCCUCUGAAACACAUAGCGAGAGCGAUGCCUAUCCAGUCGUUCAUCCUCGCCAAGCGCAUGUAAAAAGCAUCUCUCAUGACAUGGAUAUGACAGACGAGGACGAUAUCAGCAUGUCUACCUUGCAGAACAAUAGCAGCCAUAGCGAGGAAGACACACUGCCAGCCCGGCCCAGUUCCGAUGCAUAUACCCAUACCCAUCCUCUUGGUAAUACAACCACCAAUCCUUCUAUUUCAUCGUCAAGCCAUCGUCCCAACCUUGCUUCCUCCAAUUACAAUACCAACCACAGCAUACUCUUUGCUGAUGAUAGCCGGCCUCAUCACCCAACAGAUACAGCAAUUGAUGACGAUGAUGAACAUAAUAACGUAGUUUCUGGAAAUCAAGGGAUUGCGUUUGCGGAGAAUAUAGAACGCCAGAGAGAGAUUGCUCGUAGAAGACUAGAGCAAGAUCGACGAUUCGAAGACAUCUUGCAACGCAUUGCCGGCGAGACAGCUGAUUCUACUUCGGUCCAUAACAUCAGUUCAGCAGCAACAGCAAAUACAGAUCAAGGCAUCAUGAUGAAUAUUGAAACCGAGGACGAGGAAAUGAAACGCAUCAUGAGAGAGCCCAUCCACAAGAGUGAGCUGACGAGACAACAGCGAUAUCGAUUAGGUGGUGCUGAAUACCGAGCCAUUGAUUUCCUGACUAUACUGGUGCCCAUAUACUAUCUAUUUUGCGUUCUAGGCUUUGGCUUCUUCCUUCGUAUUUACGUUGCAGCAUCGACCUAUGCUCAAGGCGUAUUGCAAACUACCAACGCAGCUGGUUCAAUUGAUCCAUGGUUCUUUUCCUUCUUUUCGAGCUUAUCGUCAUUCAACAAUCUUGGAUUGUCGCUGGUGGAUGCAAGCAUGACUCCCUUUCAAUCAGCACCUUGUAUGCUUAUUCUUAAUAUGAUUCUUAUUCUGGCUGGAAACACGGCAUAUGCAAUUGUUUUAAGAUCAAUUAUUUGGAUAUUAUAUAGAAUUACACCAAAGACGUACAUUAUGCGUAGAGAGACAUUCCGCUAUUUACUGGAUCACCCGCGUAGAUGCUAUACUACACUGUUCCCAGCUACUCAAACGAAAUGGCUAUUGAUUGUGCUGAUUGGCAUUACAGCUGUCGAAUUUAUCUCAUUUGUUGCUCUCAACUACUGGCUGCCCGUAUUGAGUCACCUCGAUUGGGGAGCUCGCAUCUUGGACGGAUUAUUUCAAUCUGUGGCUACAAGAAAUGCUGGCUACAGUGUGGUUGAUUUGAUGGCAUUAAACCCGGGAACUCAGAUCGUGUUUAUAAUUGCCAUGUAUAUUAGUGCUUACCCUGUUGCAAUCUCAAUGAGAAACAGUAAUGUCUAUCAGGAACGAGCGCUGGGCAUCUACAGCGGACAAGAUAAUGAUGAUAGCGAAUACGAGGAUUCAAAUGCACCCAACUUUAUUCAUCGCUUAAAGAGGCAGCCUACCAUAAGCAGCAUUGUAACAACCUCCCGAAAAGUGCUUCGAAAGCCUGAUUUCUUUGUCAUGACUCAAAUUCAGCGCCAACUCACCAGCGAGAUUUGUUGGGUCAUUUGCUGUAUCUUUGCAAUCUGUGUUAUCGAGUCAGAGGCCAUUCUUUCACCUUCGCCCAUUACCAUGGCAACUGUAAUCUACGAAUGCGUUUCUGCUUUCGGUAAUGUGGGUGCAUCCACUGGCUAUCCAAACACAUCUGCUUCUCAAGCCCAGCAGUAUCACACGCUGAGUAAAGUGGUGCUGAUUAUACUGAUGUAUCGUGGCCGCCAUAGGGGUUUGCCUGCUGCUAUUGAUAGAGCUGUGUUACUUCCGUCCGAACAAUUGGAACAAAAGGAACAGGAAGACCAUUUGCUUCGACGCAGAAACACAUCCAUCUCUGUGGGCGAUGGCAAUGGCGACCCGGUCAUGUUCUACAAUAGAUCUAGAACUCUAUAG